UAAUUCCAGCCCAAGUUCUAGGAUGGUUCUUUAUUCUUGGGACCAGACAUGAGCAAAAGUUGAACUCAUGAGUGCUUCAACCUCUCCAGCUGCCAUGCUCCUCCGGAAGCUGAGGCGACUCUCCUGGGGCAGCACUGCUGUCCAACUCUUCAUCCUAACGGUGGUGACCUUUGGCCUGCUGGCCCCCCUAGCCUGUCACCGGCUUCUUCACUCUUACUUCUAUCUGCGCCAUUGGCAUCUGAACCAAAUGAGCCAAGAGUUCCUGCAGCAAAGCUUGAAAGAGGGUGAGGCUGCCCUCCACUACUUUGAAGAACUUCCCUCCGCCAAUGGCUCGGUGCCCAUUGUCUGGCAAGCCACUCCUCGGCCCUGGCUUGUGAUCACCAUUAUCACUGUGGACAGGCAGCCUGGCUUCCACUACGUCUUGCAGGUGGUGUCCCAGUUCCACCGGCUUCUUCAGCAGUGCGGCCCCCAGUGUGAGGGGCACCAACUCUUCCUCUGCAACGUGGAACGUAGCGUGAGCCAUUUCGAUGCCAAACUGCUCUCCAAGUACGUCCCUGUGGCCAACCGCUAUGAGGGCACUGAGGAUGAUUAUGGCGAUGACCCUUCAACCAACUCAUUUGAAAAAGAGAAGCAAGACUAUGUCUAUUGCCUGGAGUCAUCCCUACAGACCUACAACCCGGACUACGUCCUGAUGGUGGAAGACGAUGCUGUUCCAGAAGAGCAGAUCUUCCCAGUCUUGGAGCACCUUCUGCGGGCUCGCUUCUCUGAGCCACAUCUCAAAGAUGCUCUUUAUCUAAAGCUCUAUCACCCAGAGAGGCUUCAGCACUACUUCAACCCAGAGCCCAUGCGGAUCCUGGAGUGGCUUGGUGUGGGCAUGUUGCUGGGGCCCUUACUAACCUGGAUAUACAUGAGGUUUGCCAGCCGCCCAGGUUUUAGCUGGCCCGUCAUGCUCUUCUUCUCCCUGUAUAGCAUGGGUCUGGUGGAACUGGUGGGUCGGCACUAUUUCCUGGAACUGCGGCGACUGAGUCCUUCCCUGUACAGCGUGGUUCCUGCCUCUCAGUGUUGUACCCCGGCCAUGCUGUUUCCUGCCCCUGCAGCCCGCCGGACCCUCACCUACCUGUCCCAGGUGUACUGCCACAAGGGCUUUGGCAAGGACAUGGCACUGUACUCGCUAUUGAGGGCCAAGGGAGAGAGGGCCUAUGUGGUGGAGCCUAACCUCGUGAAACACAUUGGGCUCUUCUCCAGCCUCCGGUACAACUUUCAUCCCAGUCUGCUCUAGGGUGCCAAAAAUGCCUUUCUGAAAUUGGUCACUUCUUGAAGAUUCAAAUGUUGAGCUCUUUAUUUAGACAUGGUUGCUUACAGAUAUGUCAUUGUUUACUGUUGCUAGGGGUAUCUGCACUGGGACAACUGAGAAAUACCCAUAAGUUAAGAGCCUUGGCUGGCUUUGGUAACCCCUGGCAGAAGCAGCUGCAGGUCCAGACCUUUCUCCCUCCACACAGCCACACUGCCUCAUGCAGUCGGAUCCACCCAUUGAGGGUGCAUUUGGAUACGAAUUAUAUUCUCCAUUUGUUUUUAAGCUUGUGACUGCCAAAAAUCUUGUGCACAGUGAUGUGACUGUUUUAGGACUUUAAGGGUAGAAUUUGGUGAAAGGUGAGAUCCUUUUGAAUUGAUUUUUUUUCUCAUUGGGUAUGAAAAUGGAUGUAUGUUUAGAAUAUAUGCCCAAGGAGGCAGGACCAUGUGGAUAGAUUCCAUUUGUUUCCUUGACCUUGUGUAAUAAAAACUGAGAGAAGCCGUGCAGUGCCCAGCAUCUUGGGGGCAGGUGAUCUGCCUUUUCUGUUACCUGGCAUUUUUCUUUCUGUAUAUCUAUAGUGCACUGAUAGUCGAUAUUGUUAGUGAGAACUUUGAGUCACAGCAAGAUCUGGAAGAACCUUCUAAAUCAUCAAAGUCAGAUUGCUUAUGUUGAGUAGUGCUUUAAUAGUGAAUAUUUCUAUCAUAUUCUGGUUCUUUGAAAACUGUACAUUUCCAAAUGAUAUAGAAUGGGUGAGCUCUUUACUAGUAGCACAUCCUUUCCCCUAACUUUGCUGGCUGACUGUGCACCCUCAUUUCUUUUUCUUUUAGGUAGCAUGAUGUUAUAGAAGAAAAAGCCAGAACUGAAGUCAGAAGACGUGACCUUUUAUUUCAGACCUCUGCCAUGUCCUAAUGACAUGACUUUGUGCAGGUCAUAUAACCACUCUAGGUCUCAGUUUCUUUACCCAUAAAAUGAAGACAGUAAUAUCUACCUGAUAAAGUUGCUUAAGGAUUAAAUGACAGAAUGCAUAUAAAAUACCUAGCAAGUGUUUAGCCCAUAGAGGACACCUGGCAAAUGCUCUUUUCUCUCCUUGCAAUAAGCAUAUACAACUCAAGUAUAUUUUCGAUAAAGAAAUUAGUGAUGUUGUUUAAAGUAUGAGAUAGGGCAUAGGGCUGUCACCCAUGUGGCUACUAUCCCAGACCAAACACUGCUAGCAUGAAGGCUGGCUUUUCAUUGUGAUCUCCGAAGGAUGUGCUGCUUAGCUUUCAUCUAGCCCCACCUCCAACCAAGCCAAAAAUAAGAAGUGUUCAUUCAGACUAGAAAUGAUCUGAGAUGACUCCUGAGCAUAUUCUAAGACUACUGUCUGAAAAUCACUUUUGUCAAAAGCUACAAAUAAAUGUUCUUUGACAUAUGUAUCUGACUAGUGGCCAGCAAGUCCCUUCAUGAAGACAGAUAAUUAUAUUAGAAAGCUCAAACAGUUGUCAAGUUUGUUUCAAUUCUACAUCUCUGUUUGCUUUUAAAUUCCCACAGUGAGCUUCUACUUUGAGAUCAACUCAAGAACUCUGAGGGAGCACACAGGAAUUGAUCACUUACACUCUAGAGAUGAACAAAUUGAGACCCAGAGAUGUGAAAUGGCUUCUCUGUGUUCACACAACUGAACAGCAACAGAGCUAGAAUGGGAACAUAUCUCUUCUGACUUCCAGCCCCUGUACUUUUUCUUAACCACAUUAAUUUUAUAAAUAUCUAUGUGGUCAAAGUCUCUUUUGUAAAAUCCAAUUGUAACUUGAAUUAAAUAAUGUCUCUGUAAGCUAAGAUGGCAAAACUCAUUGUCAUGUUAGUUUGGGGAGCAAACAGAUAAACUUAUGUGUUGUGGUGUUAUAGUGAGCUGUUGUGUAUCCCCCAGGAAUGUCCAAAGUGAUCAGAGAUACUGUAUGACUUAUUAGGAUGUUCAGAUUCCCCUCCUUCAUUCCUCGUGUCCCUGUAACCUGUCCAUCCCCAAGUUUAAGAACUGAACCACCUCCAACUUAGAACUCGUUAGAGUUUGUUGCAUUAAUUAUUGGGUCUCCUCAUGAAAGUUUUUUCACCAAUCACAGGAGAACUACUCUAAACCAGCCAGGCCCAAGAUAGGGAAUCACUGCUGGUUUAUGUCUCUGCUCUAAUUCAGGUGUCCACUGUAUGCAGACAUUCCCUUCCUUGACUUCUUAUGGAAGAUGAAUGCCAUCCUCCUUGUCCAAUUUCUCCACCUGCACAUAAGACAUCUUCCCCUAUUUAUCUUAAAUAGGGUCUGCCAUCUUUGGACAUUUUCUGCAGAUGUAGGCUCAGUUCUGCCCUUUUAUCCCCACCUACUUCUAAGCCUCCAUUUUGUUCCUUAUUCCUAGAGUCUAAUUUUUGUGUAUUGUCUUUGAUUAGGAUAGCUAACAGCUUUACACCAAAGCUGAAGUCUCUCGUGUAAUCCUAAGCAAGGGACUGGAGGAGAACUAAGAUACAGUAUCUUCCCAUAUCAAGGGGCAUGGGUUACCAGGAGGGUGGAGGUUUCUAUUAGGCUCACUCACCUUUCAGAGUUUAAAUUAUAAACAGGCCUAAGAAGCUCCCUCUUGUGACUGAGUGUAUUUGCGUAGACAUGUCAGUACAAAUAAAAGCACCCAUUUUGCUGAGGCUUCUUGAGAA
Molecule: messenger RNA, 3955 nt
Organism: Carlito syrichta (Philippine tarsier)
Lineage: Eukaryota; Metazoa; Chordata; Mammalia; Primates; Tarsiidae
Gene: PGAP4
Product: transmembrane protein 246
Exons: 1
Coding region: 68-1279 (403 amino acids)
Biological process (GO): GPI anchor biosynthetic process
Cellular component (GO): Golgi membrane
Molecular function (GO): glycosyltransferase activity
Source: RefSeq, a predicted model, not a curated record